AAGCAGUCAACGUCAUUUUUCAAGCAGAAAAAUAUAUAUUAUAUAUGAUGCAGUAUUACAAUGUAAUUUUUUAAGUCAUUGCAUACCGAAGAUUUCCAGAAUGGUGAUUUUAGAAGAUAGGCCAGAAAAUGCUCCAAGCAUUUGUGGAGAAAGGUGGUAUUUGUUGGCUAUAAUCGGAGCUUGCUUUUUUGCGUAUAUGUACAUAUCAACUGGAUUUGUAAUUGUCAACGAUGUUGUUGCGGAAUAUUUCGACAGAAGCGCAGAAGAAACUGACUUGCUGGGGACGUUGGGUUGUCUGACAGCAUUUGUAGCAUGUUUUCUUGUUCUUUGUAUUGGCCAAAAGACGAGUUUGAGGUGUAUAUCUAUUGUGGCCGGCACAUGUCUGUUCAUUGGAUCUUCUUGUGCAACAAUAGGAUUCCUGGGCAAACGAACCUACUGGAUGGUAAUUCUUGGAGUAGCAUCAUCUGGAAUUUCAUUUGGAUUAUUACUUCUUCUUCCGCUGCUAUUAUUCAACAAGCUAUUUGAUGCUAUGUACAGUCCAGUUAUUUUUUCAAUACCGUUCGGAUGCCUAUAUGUCGGGGGAAUAAUUUCAGAAAGCGCUUUCCAAUAUUUAAUACGUAAUUGCACGAUGUGCUAUGAAAGUGAUCCUGGAUUCUGGACCGCGGAAUCCAUCCGGCAAGCAUUUGUUAGAGGCUUCGGUGUCAUAUCUUUACUUGCAUUUGGGGCCGCCGUUUUACUUUGUCUGAAUACCAGAUUAAUAAAAUCGAAGGGAAACGAGGAAAAUGACGAUAAAGAUGACGCUUCCUCCGAAGAGCAGGAGUCUACCGAUUCAAAGUAUUAUAUCGAAUGGCUCAGAGAUGACAUGCGAGACAUUUGUCGAAGGGAUUUUGUCCUAAUCUGUUUGGCUAACUUUAUGGGAACACCUAUACAAAUUUAUACUCUGCUAAGAGUACCAGGAAUGCUCUGGAAGAAUUUUCCCAAUGUCGGAGUAAGUGUGAUCACAUAUACGCAUAUAUUAACUAUGAUAUCAGGUUUUGCUGGAUCAGUUACAGUUGCGAUCGUUUUGCUUCGAUUCCGAGCGUUGAAGGAAAUAGCAUUACUUGCAUCCUCUGCUGCUGCGGUAAGUUGUGCCGGCAUCUACUUAGGUUACAUUUUAAAGAUUUAUGCCGUACUGAUUCCUUUCCAAAUUAUAAUUUCAUUUUCGUGGAUGUUUUGUAUGAUAACAUUACUGGAAAUUCUAUCAACUCUAGAGGGUAAUGCGAAUAAGAUAACAUCCGUGGCGUUCUAUUUCGCGAUCUACAAUGCUGGCCUCUUUGGGUUUGAUCUAUGGGAAAGAUAUUGCGCCAUCAACUAUUACGGUCAAAAUAUUUUCGAGUUAUCAAUGCUUGUGACUGGUUUAUGUACACCCGUUUUGUUGUCCUUAUUGGGAUCGGGCUGUUGCAACAAAGGGCCAACAGCUUCUAAUCUAUUAGCUGGCGAAACGCACGUGACAACGGAGAGGAGUCGACUGAUCAAUCGAAGUAAAACAACUGACUGAAGGUUUACGGAAGCUUUCUGGUGCUUGUCUUCUUUUACUGACAAUUGAUGAAAAUAAGUGAAUGCCUAAUUUUGGAAAUAUAUAUAUCAUCUGAAAACUCGAAUAUAUUUCAAUUGGAUUCAUAUACGUCAACAACAAGGUCUGCGAAAUUGGGAUCUAGGAGCUGGUAAAUGAAUGUAUCAUCUGCAUACCUAUUUUCUUCCUCCCACAAGAUUGCUGCUGCGUCAGCGUAUUUUGAAUGUUUAACGUAUGUUAUCGAAUUUUACAUUUAUCAUGUUUAUUUUUCUAGGAAGAAAUUAAACUAUAUAU
This is a messenger RNA of Styela clava, 1846 nucleotides long. RefSeq lists its product as uncharacterized. Gene Ontology annotation, cellular component: membrane. Lineage: Eukaryota; Metazoa; Chordata; Ascidiacea; Stolidobranchia; Styelidae. The record is from RefSeq and is a predicted model, not a curated record.